CACUCAUUGAAUAGCGUGUGUUCACAUUGCCGCUUGUUCUAGUAAUGUAACGCAUCCGUACAAGAGGAGAAGCAAAUAACAUAUGUGUUGUCAUACGUCCAUACUUAACGCCAUGACGGAUGCGGUGUUCCAGGCACCCAAACGGCGGCCCAGAGUGUUUGAGGCGUACGACGCCCCGUUUCCUGUCCCUCUUGCUGCGGUGGGUGCGAGGCUGCAGCAGACCCUAAUCUACAGAGCAGAUAUGGUCAACCAGCAUGUCGUUGUCAGGGACCCUGAACACAUACAAGCUCUCUACAGCAAGGGUUACUUUGGUAAAGGCAUCUUAUCAAGAAGCAGACCAGACCACAGUAUCUCACACCAAUGGGAAAAGUUUGGUGAGAGAGUUCUACCUGUCAUUUCCCUGUUCAAGUACCAGAAGCAUUUGAGCUGGGCACGGGACGUACUCCUAGCUCAAGGAUUGGAAGAGGAGGUUGUCAAUCAGAUACUGCAGAGACUUUGUCAGCCAAUGGAGCCAGGGCUCAGAGAGGAAAAUGGGAAUGAUGACUGCCCAGCCAGCCCUCACAGGAGUGAGGAAACAGGGGCAGGGGCAGGUAACCCCCAAGACAUGGCCUCAGAGCAGGCAGGGACAGUGGUACAGCAGGGCCAGGCAUCAGCCUCCUGGAGCCCAGAGGAUCAGGGGGAGCAGGACAGUCAGUGUCCCCAGGCUAAGAGGCCUAGGAGUCAAGUAGACGGAGGGUUCGACCCACUGUCUGAGCUGUACCCCCAGGAGCCACAGCAGAUAGACCCAGCGGCCCUGUCUACGGUCCGGUGCCCCAGGCAUGAUGACUGGCUGGUUGACUGUGGCUGUCGCCUGGAGGACAGCGUGCUGGAGACCCUCACCCUGCAGAGAGACAGACAGACAGAGGCAGACCGACAGGGGGCAGACCGUGGGUAUGAGUAUGUACUGGUGAUGGAAGAGGAGAAUAGUGUUGUCAAGCAGGGCAGAGCAGGGCCAGGGAUGACAGCGAGGAGAGUGUGUAGAGUCAACCCCUUCAGACUGCUAGAGUACCUUCAACUGACUCUGGAGGAGGCUUUCUUCUUGGUCUAUGCAUUAGGAUGCCUUUCAGUUUACUACAAUGAGGAGCCAUUGUCGGUGCUCCAGCUGUGGGAGAUGUUCCGGUCGGUUCAGCCCCACUUUGAGACGUCAUACAUGGCCUACCAUUACUUCCGCAGCAGGGGGUGGGUGCCCAAGCCUGGGGUGAAGUACGGGACUGACCUCAUGCUUUACCGAAAAGGACCACCUUUCUACCAUGCAAGUUACUCUGUGGUGGUGGAAAAGGUAGACCAGCCGGGUAGGGGAGGGGCUCUCCGUCCGUUCAGCUGGAGGUCUCUGGCUGCUCUCAGCAGGAUUACCGGCAACGUUUCCAAGGACUUGAUGCUGUGCUACGUCAUCUACCCAUCUCACCUGACAGAGGAACAUCUCUCCUCUCCAGACUGUCUCUGCAUGGUCACAGUUCAGGAGAUUAUUUUAAGCAGAUGGAUAUCAUCACGAGAGCGGACAGAGACGGACGACAUAUGACUUAUUUUUUUUUGUCUGCUGUGUAAAUAUACAGCUACUUCAGAAAGUAUUCACACCCUUUGACUUUUUCCACAUUUUGUUGUUGCAGCCUGAACCUAAAAUGGAUAACAUUUCGAUGUUGUGUCCCUGGCCUUCACACAAUGCCCCAUAAUGUCAAAGUUAUAUUAUGUAUUUAGAAAUGUGUAUAUAUAUUUUUAUAAAAAUGUAAACUGAAAUGUCUUGAGUCGGUAAGUAUUUAACCCCUUUGUUAUGGCAAUCCUAAAUCGUUUCAGAAGUACACAUUUUGCUUAACAAGUCACAUAAGUUGCAUGGACUCACUCUGUGUGCAAUCAAAGUGUUUAACAUGAUUUUUGAAUGACUACGUCAUCUCUGUACCACACACAAAAUUAUCUGUAAGGUCCCUCAGUCGAGCAGUGAAUUUCAAACACAGGUUCAACCACAAAGACCAGGGAGGUUUUUCAAUGCCUCGCAAAGAAGGGCGCUUAUUGGUAGAUGUGUAAUAAAAAAUAAAAUAAAAAACAGACAUUGAAUAUCCCUUUGAGCAUGGUGAAGUUAUUAAUUACACUUUGGAUGGUGUAUAAAUACACCCAGUCACUACAAAGAUACAGGCGUCCUUCCUAAGUCAGUUGCCGGAGAAGAAAGAAACCGCUCAGGGAUUUCACCAUGAGGCCAAUGGGGACUUUAAAACUGUUUAAUGGCUGUUUGGGGCAAGUCCAACACAACACAUCACUGAGUACUACUCUUCAUAUGUUCAAGCAUGGUAAUGGCUGCAUCAUGUUAUGGGUAUGCUUGCCAUCGGCAAGGACCAGGAAGUUUUCUAAGGAAAAAAUAAACAAUAGAGCUAAGUACAGGAAACAUCCUAGAGGAAAACCUGGGUCAGUCUGCUUUCUAACAGAUACUGAGAGACAAAUUCACCUUUCAGCAGGACAAUAACCUAAGAAGGACAAAUAUACACGAGUUGCUUACCAAGACGACAUUGGAUGUUCUUGAGUGGCCUAGUUACAGUUUUGACUUAAAUCGGCUUGACAAUCUAUGGCAAUGAUCAACACCAAACUUGACACAGCUUGAAGAAUUUUAAGAAGAAUAUUGUGCAAAUAUCGUAACUAUCCAGGUGUGCAAAGCUCUUAGACUUACCCAGAAAGACUCGCAGCUGUAAUUGCUGCCAAUGGUGAUUCUAAAGUAUUGACUCAGGGAGCUGAAUACUUAUGUAAAUGAGAUUUCAGAAAUUCAUUUUCAAUAAAUUGGCAAAAAUGUCUAAACAUGUUUUCACUUUGUCACUAUGGGGUAUUGUGUGUAGAUGGAUGAGAAAAUAAUUAUUGAAUUCAGGCGAACACAAUAACAAAUGGAAUAAAUCGAGGGGUAUGAAUACUUUCUGAAGGCAUUCCUUCCAUUUCAAUGAUUGGUUUACAGUGGAAUUUAGUGUUACUUAACAUGUGAAAGUAUCAAUAAAUAUUUGUUUUUGAACAUGCUUUUUAACAAAA
This is a messenger RNA of Oncorhynchus masou masou (cherry salmon), 3039 nucleotides long. RefSeq names its product TSEN2 tRNA splicing endonuclease subunit (gene tsen2). Gene Ontology annotation, cellular component: tRNA-intron endonuclease complex. The transcript has 11 exons. Lineage: Eukaryota; Metazoa; Chordata; Actinopteri; Salmoniformes; Salmonidae. The record is from RefSeq and is a predicted model, not a curated record. Gene Ontology annotation, biological process: tRNA-type intron splice site recognition and cleavage; tRNA splicing, via endonucleolytic cleavage and ligation. Gene Ontology annotation, molecular function: nucleic acid binding; tRNA-intron lyase activity. Bases 83 to 1558 code for a protein of 491 amino acids.